This is a messenger RNA of Entamoeba histolytica HM-1:IMSS, 822 nucleotides long. RefSeq lists its product as uncharacterized. Bases 1 to 822 code for a protein of 273 amino acids. The record is from RefSeq and is a predicted model, not a curated record. The transcript has a single exon. Lineage: Eukaryota; Evosea; Mastigamoebida; Endamoebidae.
AUGUCAUUGCAAGAAUAUAAACUACCUUUUCUUGAAAAUGACCAAGUUCCUUCAAAUUGGAAAUCAAUCAAAAACAAAGUUGAAAAAUAUAUCCGUGAAAUGAAGCUGUCUCCUAUUUUUAAUGAUAUGAUUGUACCAGAAAAAGAAAAUGAACCUGUUUGUGCUGUUUGUUUUGGUGCCAACAAGGACUAUCCUUUAAAUUUAUUCAACACCUGUUGUGCUGGAAAAUUAUAUUUUUGUACUCUAUGUUUAUUACAACAUAAAGACUUUGAUAUAAACUCACUUACACUAAAAUGUCCAAUUUGUAGAAAAACUUUCAAAAAUGAAUUUAAAAUUGUUCUACUACCUGUAGAAAAUAAAUACCUAUUUCCUAAAUCUAUUAAACGACCUUCUGAAAUAACACCAAACUCUCGUGCCAAAACUUUAAAACCAAAAACGUCUGAGACUCCAGAUCCAGUAUUGAAAGAACCACAAACUUAUCCACCAAAUAUUCCUGACCAAAGUGUACCAUAUCAAGAAGUCUUUAAAAAACUUGGUCUUCCUGUGGUAAAAUUCAGAGAACCUCCUCAAAGACAAACAAAUGUGGUUGAAAAAGAUACAUCAGAAGAAACAAGAGUUUCUAAAGAACGUGAAGAAAGAAUUAUGUUUGAAAGACAAAUUAGACAUGAGUUAUUAGAAAUUUAUAACCAAUAUGAUAUUACUAUUCCAAUAGCAAUUCCUGUUGAUUUGAUCAAUGAGAUUGAUAUUUCUUUAAUAGAAGAUAAACAAACUGCAGAAAUCAUGUUGGACAGUGUUAUUGAUAAUUACCAACAUUUCCAUUGA